GACAGUCGGUAGGAAAGAGGGCGGUCCAGAGGCGUGUCGGGCUCCCCGGGAACGAGCGAGAGAGCAUGGGGGAAACUUGGCGCGCUGCUUUUCGGUGCUCCAGUCUCCACUUAGGCGCCACUUGGUGCGUAUCGUUCUGGCAAGAGAGUGUCUCCUCGCGGAUAUCUCAGACCAAUCGUGAUCGUGGUGAUCGCGCGAAAGAGGAUACGAAGUGAUUCCUCGUCCAUAUCUUGUACUCCUUUUUUUUUUCUUCUGAAAAUUAGGGGUUACUCAUACAUCUUGCGUAUACGUGGAAGGUAUCGAGAGACUAGUAUCGGUAGUGAUACUAGUGACGAGCCAGUGACAUUCGCGAGGAGGAGAAGAGAGUUGUUGUUGCAGGAGAGAGGUACGAGGGGGGGGUUAACCCGGCGACAAAGAUGAUGCACGCAAUGAGCGAGCAUGCGGGCGUGGGUGUGUUGCCAUUUGAUGGAAUGGGUCUGUACGAACAACCACGGCCACCCCGACUUGUCUUUAAGAUGCCGCGCGUCGUGCCUGAUCAGAAGGCCAAGUUCGAGAGCGAUGAGUUAUUCAGAAGGCUGAGUCGUGAGAGCGAGGUAAGAUACACCGGUUAUAGAGAUCGACCACUUGAAGAACGUCAGGUACGUUUCCAAAAUGGCUGUCGAGAAGGUCACACGGAGAUCGCGUUCGCAGCGACGGGCACCAACCUCCAACUUGUAUUCGGCAACGCAUCCGGGAGCUACCCCGUCGAUCCCAGCGAUUGCGAUUUCGAUAAGGAACAUGGCAAGGUACACCUGCGCUCGCACCUGAUCAUGAACGGUGUAUGCGUGAGGUGGCGGGGUUGGAUCGACCUGGAGCGGCUGGACGGCGUCGGCUGUCUGGAGUACGACGAGGAGCACGCCGUCGAGGAGGACGCGUUGUUGCGCGACCAGCUUGAACGCUACAAUCAACGGCUGCGCGACUUCGAGGAGAAGCAACGGACCUACCGGGGCGGCCCGGCGUCGGCGGCGCAGCCGACGCAUCUCAACCAUUAUCACCACGAUACGCAUCACGCGAGUCAUCAUCACCAUCAUCAUGGCCAUCAUAGCCGGCACGUGGGCGGUGCGGGUGCCACCGGUGCCACCGCGACCGGCAUCGAGCCCCAUCUGCCGCACCGCCAGGAUCCCGAGAUGGAGGUGCGACUACGAGCUUACUGAGGCUCGCGUAGAUCCUCGAACUGCCCUCGAUGAUGGUAAAAAUCUCAUCGUCAUCGCUUCCUCGAGCCCGCGCGAGCCCGGCACUCUGACUUUAAGAAAAAGUUUUUUAAAACAUAUGAAAAAAAUUUUCUUCGUUUAAAUCGGGUGUCAGAUUCGUGUAAGUGUAUCUCCCAAUGACAAGUCCGUCUUGGAUCGAUAGAGAUAAAAAAAAA
Messenger RNA from Pogonomyrmex barbatus (red harvester ant), 1405 nucleotides. RefSeq names its product protein big brother. Gene Ontology annotation, molecular function: transcription coactivator activity; sequence-specific DNA binding. Gene Ontology annotation, cellular component: core-binding factor complex; nucleus. Lineage: Eukaryota; Metazoa; Arthropoda; Insecta; Hymenoptera; Formicidae. Gene Ontology annotation, biological process: regulation of transcription by RNA polymerase II. The record is from RefSeq and is a predicted model, not a curated record.